UAUGUGUCGAAGCAGAGCCGCACAACUUCCGAUCUGGACCAAUAGCAUCAUAGCCCGGGAGUCUGCGCAGUACGAUUUGAGGAUACUGAAAAAUGGACGAAUCAACAUCUAUUUUGGAAAGUCAAGGCGUUUCCCAAAUAUUUUCAAAGGCCAACCCUCGGGCAGAAGCUAUCCGAUCAAAGCUCAUUCAGGAUUUCAAUUUAUUGGAUCAUUUUCAAGGAUCAAUCAUCAAUGAUCCAAAAUAUAAUAUGAAUGACAUCAAAGAUCCAAAGAUGUUGACCAAGUUGAUGAUUGAAGAUUCACUGCAAUUGGUGCGUUUUGAUUUUAAUCCAGUUCGAAAUAUCAAUAUCUCCUCAAAUCACAGACUGAGAAAUUAUCUUCAGUAUCGCUACAUCAAAUAUCCACCACUCAAUAUGUGGGCAACAUGGAUCUUAGAAAGUACAUUUUUCAGUAAUCUUAUUUUGUACCUCAUUAUCAUCAAUACUGUUGUAUUUGGCGUGUUAGUAGAUGUUGCUCACAAUCCUGGAAAGAAUUUCUCUGUCCUAACGACCAUAUUGUCAGUCAUCGACUGGUGCAUCCUCUCAGUACUGAUGAGUGAAAUUAUACUCAGGUGGCUUAAAGAUUUUGUAGGAUUUUGGAGAAGCGGUUGGAACGUCUUUGACCUGACAGUUCUAAUUAUUUCUAUCAUUCCAGAGGUGAUCAAGACAAUUUAUUACCAAACUGGCAGUAAACUUCAUUUUUUAAAAGUUUUUCGUAUCUUCAGAGUUUUACAUUCUUUGAAAAGAAUGAGAAAAUUUCAUCAAUUCCGACUACUUCUGUUGACUGUAACAAAAGCACUAAAGGCAAUGACUUUCAUCUUGCUGUUGGUGUUGAUAUUUGCCUAUGCUUUUGCAAUCAUUGGAGUGUCACUGUUUCGGAGCUACACAGAAUCAAGCAACCCUGGGCGUGCUUAUAAGACAGCUUUUGUUGAUAUCCUGCAUACAUUGCAGACCCUUUUUCAACUAUUUACCCUGGACCACUGGCAUAGUUUGUUUCUUGACAUAUGGGAAGUAGACGAAGUUGACAAACUUGCAAGUAGCAUCUACAUAAUAUUCUGGAUCCUGAUUGGCGCCUUCAUAUUCAGAAAUAUAAUUGUAGGAAUAAUGGUGAGCAAUUUUCAGACUAUAAGGAAAGAUCUUUCAGCAAAAGUUCAACAACUUGAAGACCAACGGAAGGCAGAGGAGUUUAAACAACAGAUUAUGCAGAGGAGGAUGAGUCAGCCAACGAACAUAAAGGACAUUUUGGGUAAAGGAAUGGGGAAAGCAGACUCUGAAUAUUCUGGUCUCAGUGAAGUUAAUUUCAAAGGGAGCAGUCAAGGGAGUUACUCAAGUGAGGCCUCCUCUAUGGCCGCAGGUAAAGAUUGGGGGAACUACAUUCGUAAAAAUAUAAAACUAAUGAAAUACAACCCAACAAGAGAGAAGAUUAUUUGGCCAAGAGACUCCUUGUUUCGUUAUUAUGAGCUACUUGAGCAGCUCCAAUAUAAUUUGGAGGAACGGAAGACAUUGCAAUUUCUAGCAGCUCAAGCCCUCAUGAAUAUACAUGAUGUAUAA
Hypanus sabinus (Atlantic stingray) is the source of this 1589-nucleotide messenger RNA. RefSeq names its product cation channel sperm-associated protein 2-like. Gene Ontology annotation, molecular function: calcium-activated cation channel activity. NCBI's taxonomy places the organism in Eukaryota, Metazoa, Chordata, Chondrichthyes, Myliobatiformes, Dasyatidae. Gene Ontology annotation, cellular component: membrane; CatSper complex. The record is from RefSeq and is a predicted model, not a curated record. The transcript has 13 exons. The coding region runs from base 93 to 1589 and encodes 498 amino acids. Gene Ontology annotation, biological process: transmembrane transport; fertilization; sperm capacitation.